This is a messenger RNA of Penicillium brevicompactum, 1029 nucleotides long. RefSeq names its product Aldo/keto reductase. Gene Ontology annotation, cellular component: cytoplasm. NCBI's taxonomy places the organism in Eukaryota, Fungi, Ascomycota, Eurotiomycetes, Eurotiales, Aspergillaceae. The transcript has 3 exons. The record is from RefSeq and is a predicted model, not a curated record. The coding region runs from base 1 to 1029 and encodes 342 amino acids.
AUGUCUUUACCUACUCGAGCCCUUGGUCGCAAUGGCCCUCAAGUUCCAGCUAUUGGUCUGGGACUCAUGAGCCUUGGUAGUGUUUACGGGCCAGCCGGCUCCCUCGAGGACAAAGUUGCCUUCCUGGAACAUGCUCAUGCAAUCGGUGCCAGGUUCUGGGAUACCGCCGAUGUGUACUUUGACAGCGAGGAUGCCGUCGGCGAGUGGAUCAAAAAGUCAGGAAACCGCAACGAAAUCUUCCUGGCUACUAAAUUCGCACUUGGUUAUGAUCUCGUUGCGGGUACUCAGUCGAUCCACUCUGACCGGGACUACGUGAAGGCCGCCUGCGAAAAGAGCUUGAAGCGACUGGGUAUCGACACCAUCGAUCUCUAUUACUGUCACCGCGUGGAUGGGGUGACGCCGAUCGAGCAGACCAUUGAAGCGAUGGUCGAAUUGAAGAACCAAGGCAAGAUCAGAUAUCUUGGACUCUCUGAAUGCUCUGCGUCGACUAUACGUCGUGCUCAUGCCGUCCAUUCCAUCGCAGCAUACCAGGUCGAGUACAGUCCGUUCGCCGUGGAGAUCGAAUCCGCCACCGAGGUUCUGAACACCUGCCGCGAACUUGGCAUCGCGAUUAUCGCUUAUAGUCCCAUCGGUCGUGGUAUCCUGACAGGGGAAAUCCAGUCAUUCGCCGAUAUCCCCGAGACCGACUUCCGUCGCAUGUUGCCCAAGUAUGCAGAUGAGAACUUCCCCAAGAUCCGCGAGUUGGUGCAAGGGCUGGAAGCGAUUGCCAAGAGACAUGACAGCACAUCGGCACAGGUUGCUCUCGCAUGGAUCCUCGCCCAGGGAAGCGAUAUUAUUCCCAUCCCCGGGACCAAGUCUAUCCAGCGACUGGAUGAAAACACCCGCUCUGUCAGUCUUUCUUUGAAAGAGGCGGAGCUGGCCGAGAUCCGCGCAUUAAUUAACCGGACUGAAGUCCCAGGAACGCGGUAUCCUGCUGUUAUGAUGGACGGGCUACUCGGGGAUACUCCGCCACUGGAACAGAGCCUCUGA